Microthlaspi erraticum is the source of this 2055-nucleotide messenger RNA. Lineage: Eukaryota; Viridiplantae; Streptophyta; Magnoliopsida; Brassicales; Brassicaceae. The record is from the annotation of a GenBank genome assembly.
AUGGCAAUGAUCAUCUGCGCGGAGGCCAAUGACGAUAGAAGCCCGAGUCGGAAAACCGCAGAGAUUCACCGCGAAAAAAAGCUGGUGAUAACAAAGACAGCAGUGACUGUGAUAUGUUCAUCCACCGAUUACAAACAAGAUUGCACCACGGGUCUUGACAAUGUUAGGUCACCAGAUCCCCGGAAUCUGAUCAAUUCCGCUUUCGACCUAGCAAUCGUCUCGAUUCGAAGUGGAAUCGACAAAGGGAUGGUUGAUCUAAAGGGCAAAGCCGACGCGGAUGUACGCACGAGAGCCGCGCUUAAUAGUUGCCGAGAGCUAAUGGAUUUCGCAAUUGAAGAUCUUCGCAAAACGAGGGAAAAGUUUAGAGGGUUCAUGUUCACAAGAUUUUCAGAUUUCAUUGACGAUCUUAGGGUUUGGCUCAGCGGAUCCAUCACAUACCAACAAACGUGCAUCGAUGGGUUUGAAGGGAUCGAUAGCGAAGCGGCUGCGAUUAUGGAAAGGCUCAUUAGGAAAGGGCAGCAUCUUACUAGCAACGGACUAGCCAUCGCUUCGAAUCUUGAUGACUUGUUAAAGACUUUACGUAUUCCAUUUCUUUCGUCAAGAAGAGGCAGACUCGGCAUUUUUCGUCCAAAAUCUUCACAAGAACAACCGUCGAAUUCUUCUAAGGAUGCUUCCGAGAAACCACCAUCGGAUUCUGCCGAGAAGCCACCAUCAGAUUCUGUCGAGAAUCAACAACCGAAUGUUCCCGAGAACCGUCAGCCAAAUCCUCCGCAAAACCAGCAGCCAAAUCUUCCCAAUAAUCCGCAGCCAAAUCUUCCCGAGAACAAGCAGUCAAAUCUUCCUGAGAAUCGACCGUCAGAUUCUUCCAAGAAUCAACCACUCGGUUCUUCGGAGAAUCCUCCUCAAAAUUUGGAUUCUUCGAAGAACGUCCGACCAUUGGAUCCUCUUAGAGAAUUAAACCCUCUUCGGAAACUGGAUCCUCUUGAAAAAUUGGACUCGCUAAAGGAUCGACACUUGUCGGAGAAAGGAGGAUUCCCGCGGUGGCUAAAACCGCAUUCGCGGAGGCUGCUCGCGGCACCACGGCGAGGUAAAAGAAACAACGGUAAUAGAAUCAACGCCAACGUAGUGGUGGCAAAGGACGGAAGUGGUAAGUGCAAGACGAUCGCACAAGCAUUGGCAAUGGUACCAAUGAAGAACACAAAAAAGUUCGUCAUUCACAUAAAACAAGGAGUUUACAAAGAAAAAGUAGAGGUCACCAAGAAAAUGCUUCACGUCAUGUUCGUCGGAGACGGACCAACAAAGACUAUUAUCACCGGAGACGUUGCCUUCUUGCCUGACCGUGUUGGCACCUACCUCACUGCCACUGUCGCGGUGAACGGUGACAAUUUCAUGGCAAAGGACAUAGGGUUCGAGAACACGGCGGGAGCGGCACGCCAUCAAGCGGUGGCACUCCGAGUUUCGGCCGAUUUUGCUGUGUUUUUCAACUGCCGUAUGGACGGUUACCAAGACACGCUUUACGUCCAUACUCACCGUCAAUUCUACCGUGACUGCCGCAUUUCAGGCACCAUUGAUUUCGUCUUCGGCGAUGCCAAGGCUGUCUUCCAAAACUGCGAAUUCGUCAUCCGCCGUCCCAUGGAACACCAACAGUGCAUCGUUACGGCCCAAGGACGGAAAGACCGACGUGAGUCAACCGGCAUCGUUAUCCACAAUAGCCGUAUAGUUGGUGAUGCAUCAUAUCGUCCCGUCAAAGCCAAGAACCGGGCGUUUUUAGGACGGCCAUGGAAGGAGUUCUCGAGGACAAUAAUAAUGAACACAGAUAUUGAUGAUUCGAUAGACCCAGAAGGUUGGUUGAAGUGGAACGAGACGUUUGCUCUCAACACGUUGUUCUACUCAGAGUAUCGGAACAGAGGUCGUGGUUCGGGUCUGGCCCGCCGGGUCAGGUGGAAGGGUAUCCGACGGAUGUCCGAUAGAGCCGCCAGGGAGUUUUUUCCCGAGAACUUUCUACGUGGCAACGCGUGGAUCACACCGACGCGCGUGCCGUACAAUGCUAACUGA